GUUUCAGUGAGUGAAAUCAAUGAUUUUUGCCACUAUUUAUUGUGAAAGAGAAAAAAUAAGGCAAUAAUUACAUUAGAGAAAACGAGAUACGAAUAUCUCAUUGACAGAAACUAAGCUUAAAACGGCAUCGUACGCGUAGAAUACCCUCUUCCCUGCAAGAGCAAUUUAUACAGUUGUUUUGCCUGUCAUUGGUAUCAUGCUGCUGAUUUAAUAUUUUUGUAAUUUACACGCAGAGUUUCGUGAAAAUUGGAAUUACAUUGAUACUAUCACAAUGAAAGUAAUCGUAAAAAAGUUACAAGGGGGUGAAUGUUGCUUGGAAGUACUUCCAACCACACAUAUAUCUGAAAUUAAACGAAAGGUCGCAGAACAACUAAAAAUUCCAGUAGAGGAACAGAAAUUGCUGCUGCUAGGCAGGACAUUAGUGGAUGAACAGACAGUUGAUGCAUACCCUACAAUAAAGGAUGGCACUAAAUUAAACUUAGUUGUUAAAAAGCCUGAUACACUUCAGGAGGCUUCUGUGAAGUACUUCAAGAAAAUGUAUGGCAUGACAGAGUCGGAAGCUACAGCUGCUGCUAACCGCCUUAUAAAACUUGUGCAAGAAAAGUUCAGUAAAUUGUCUUGGGACGAUCUUGAUAGGCUAUCAUUAGACUGUAUGCUCGAGGAAAAUGGUCAGAGCCGAAGCCCUCCUAUGGAGAUAGAGCCUGAGUGUGAUGAUGUAUACAGUUUAUAAUUCUGGACACUAAUAAAUAUUUUGAACAUUUUAUUUGUAUUUUACAACUAAGGGUAAUGUUACACUGCUAGGUAUGUUCAGCUAAAUAUUUAAUUAUAAGAGUAACUGUAGCACUUUGUAGUAUUGCUAUUUGUAUAUUGUGUAAGUUAUAGUUUUAAAUGAAUUUGUUGCUAGUGUUGCCACAUUAGAAAUAUUCUUUGAAUAAGAAAAAUGUGAUCACCAAAAGUUUAAACAGCUUUAGUUUUCUUAAUCUUGUCACCUCUAAUCACCAUUUUCUGUAUACUGUUGCUUCAUAAUAUUUAGCUUUAGUUUUAAGUUCUACAUUUGACCAAACUGUGCUAUUCUAUGGAUUCAUUUGUAAAAAUCAUGCAAUCAGUGUAAUUUUUUCACUUUAAAAGUAAAAAUCAAUUAUUUUUGUACAUACAGCAUUAUAGUAAUUUCCCAUUCCUAUCAAGUUGUAGAUCAAUAUAUGAAAUUGACCAUAUAUUUAUUAUUUAGCAUUAUUUUUCUAUAAUGACAUGAAAUGUUAUUAUUGUGUAGGUAUUUUCACUUUAGUUUUGUGUAGAUAUUUUCCCUGGACAUUCUCAACUGGCUCAAACAUGUAAAAAUGUACAAAACAGUAUGAAUAAAACACAAGAUUAAUUA
This is a messenger RNA of Spodoptera frugiperda (fall armyworm), 1375 nucleotides long. Its product is annotated as ubiquitin-like protein 4A. The transcript is spliced from 2 exons. NCBI's taxonomy places the organism in Eukaryota, Metazoa, Arthropoda, Insecta, Lepidoptera, Noctuidae. The record is from RefSeq and is a predicted model, not a curated record. Gene Ontology annotation, molecular function: protein binding. Gene Ontology annotation, biological process: post-translational protein targeting to endoplasmic reticulum membrane. The coding region runs from base 272 to 730 and encodes 152 amino acids.